AUGGAACAAGCGAUCAAGCAGUUCAAGCCAUUGAUUGAAACAAGUUUCCCAAUGCGGAUUGCCGCGUUGACCGAUCUGCUACAAGACCCUGAUUUUGGGGCGCUUUACUUUGCCGAAACUAUCCAAGGGUCUAACGUUCAAGUUCCACAGCUGAAGGAUGCCAUUAACAGCGGACUUAUGUUCAAGCUCAGAUUCCAAAUUUCGCACGCGAUGGCAUCAGCUGUCGCCCGAAUGUCCUGCGAUUGUCCACGAACCCCCGUCGACGGUGGGCUGGCGCGCGGUAACGUCACCCAAGGGGCGAUGGCGAUGCCACCCGGUAUCGGCCGUAAUCGCACCGGGGACGAGCUGUACGUGGGAUUCUUGGCCGGCUACGUACACUCCAAGGUCGUCCUGGGCGCGCUGCUCCUUGCGGUCGAAACAAUCAACAACGACUCGACGCUGCUGCCCGGUAAAAAGUUGCGCCUCAAAGCCGUGGACAUUGGGGCGCAAAAAUCACUGAAGGCUUUCCCGAUAAAAAAAAUGACGGAAAUGCGUGACAGUGGCAUCGUGGUGUUCAUCGGACCGGAUGAAACGUGCACUUCCGAGGCGCUGGUUGCGUCCGCCUGGAACCUACCAAUGAUAUCCUACAAAUGCGCCGACAUCGCGGUUUCGGACAAAACGGUCUACAGCAGCUUCGCUCGAACGCUUCCACCGGCGACGAAGGUGUCGAAGAGUGUGGCCGCCCUGCUGCUGGCCAACAACUGGCACUGCUUCAGCAUCGUCGCCGGCAAACAUCCGGCCUGGAGUAUGGAGAUUGCGCUUGCCAUAAAGCUACAAGCAGAAUCCAACAACCUCACGCUGAACCACUUCCGCAUCUACUCGGACUACAUCCCUUCGAAGAUCUACAAGCUGCAGGAGAUAGUGGAUGACACCUAUCAAAACACACGAGUGUACGUCUUUGUGGGAGAUCAUAUAGAAAUGGUGGAUUUCGUGCGAUGUCUGCAGAACCGGAAGCUGCUCAGUACGGGCGAUUACAUCGUCAUAUCGAUAGACGAUGAAAUCUAUGAUCCCUCCGUGCAGCGUAGCAUAUACCAAGAAUAUUCCGACUUCUACCAGAAGUACUCGAAGGACAAGUACCACAACCGGAAGCGGUACAACUAUAAGGACCAGGAGCGGCUGCACGAAGCAUUUCAGUCGGUGCUACGAAUAUCGCCAUCGUUCCCAAUGAACCCCAAGUAUCGCAACCUGUGCCACCAGUUCAAGCUGUACUCCCGCAUGGACCCCUUCAACGUGCCGCUGCCUUAUAAUCAGAAAAUAUUCGAUGCAAUACAGGUCCCCAUAUACGGCGCGUACCUGUACGAUACACUCGUCAUCUACGCACGAGCCGCGACGGAGGUUUUACGCGACGGCGGGGACAUCACGGAUGGAAGAUUGAUUAUGCGCCAUAUAUUCAACCGUUCAUAUCACUCAAUCCAGGGUUUCGACGUUUACAUUGAUCCGAAUGGGGACGCCGAGGGUAACUUUUCGGUCAUCGCGCUCCAGAAGGACGACAAGGUGAACAACUCGCUGCAGAUGUCGAUGCAAGCGGUGGCAAUGUUUGUGUACGGGGCGCGCAAUGCCACCACCAGCACCACCCUGCCGGAGUUCCGCUAUCUCAACCCGAACCGACCCAUCAUGUGGCUGAAGGGACGGCCACCGGCCGCCGAACCGAUUUGCGGCUUCUACAACGAAAAGUGUCGCCCGAAGGCGAAGGACUGGCGCUACAUAAGCGGUGCGCUCGUCGUGAUCCUGUUCAUGGCCAUCUUCACCGUCGUGCUCUUCAAACAUUAUCGCUACGAGCAGACAUUGGCGUGCCUGCUGUGGAAGGUGGACAUGAAGGAUGUGAUUCUAAUCACCUCACCCGAUGCGCUCUACAACAAUGAGGUCCGCAAAAACCUUGUAUGUCAACAAAGCAUCAUGGUAAAUAAUACAGGCGAUGCGAACAAACGUGCUUAUACAACGAUUGGGCUAUACCGUGGCAAUAUCGCCGCCAUUAAGUACCUCCACAAGCGCUCCGUCGACAUCACGCGCAACAUUCGCAAGGAGCUGAAGCAAAUGCGCGAGAUACGGCACGAGAACUUGAUCACGUUCGUCGGCGCAUCGGUCGACCACGGCACGGUAGCGAUCCUAACGUCGUACUGUGCCCGCGGCAGCCUAGUCGACGUCCUCUCGAACGAGGAUCUGAAGCUAGACCACAUGUUCGUGUCGUCGCUGGUGAGCGACAUCGUGAAGGGGUUGAUUUACCUGCACGACAGUGACGUCGGUUCGCACGGUAACCUGCGAUCGAGUAAGAUCCUGAUCGAUUCCCGCUGGGUCGCACAGAUAGCCGACUUUGGACUGCAGGAGUUCAAAUCGGGACAGGAAGAACCGAACAAGUUCGAGAAGGAACUGCGCCGAAGUCUUUGGAAAGCACCGGAAAUACUGCGGGACUCCAACUUCCCGGCCCGCGGUACUCAGAAGGCGGACGUAUACUCGUUUGGAAUCGUGCUGUAUGAAAUCAUCGGACGGAAGGGUCCAUGGGGUGACAUCAAUAUGAGUUGGCAAGAUAUUGUGGCACGCGUCAUGUCACCCGAAGAGUACGGCAUAUUCCGUCCCUCACUGAGAGGGCUCGAUGCACCGGAGUACGUGAUUCAGUUACUGCACGCCUGUUGGGAAGAGGAUCCCGAGGAUCGGCCAGACAUACGCCUGGUGCGUGUGAAGCUGAAACCAAUGCAGGCGGGUUUAAAGUCCAACAUUUUCGACAACAUGCUAGCUAUUAUGGAAAAGUACGCCUACAAUCUCGAGGGCAUUGUGCAGGAGCGGACAUUGCAGCUUUCGGAGGAGAAGAAAAAGACGGAAUCGUUGCUAUUGCGGAUGCUGCCAAAGAGUGUCGCAGAGUCCCUCAAGCGUGGUGAACGAGUGGAAGCGGAAUGUUUCGACUGCGUUACCAUUUUCUUCAGCGAUCUGGUGGGCUUCACGGAACUCUGCGCCCACAGCACCCCCUUCGAGGUGGUGGAAAUGCUGAACGAUCUGUAUACCUGCUGCGACUUCAUCAUCUCCAGCUACGACGUGUACAAGGUGGAGACGAUCGGGGACGCGUACAUGGUCGUCUCGGGGCUUCCGUUGCGAAACGGUGACCGGCAUGCCGGGGAGAUCGCUUCGAUGGCGUUGCAUCUGUUGAACUCGAUCUCGAACCUGGAGAUACGGCACCGGCCGGGUGAGUUCAUACAGAUGCGCAUCGGCAUCCACUCGGGGCAGUGUGUGGCGGGGGUGGUCGGCUUGAAGAUGCCACGGUACUGCCUGUUUGGGGAUACCGUUAACACGGCGUCCCGGAUGGAGAGCACGGGUGACGCGCUGAAGAUCCACAUUUCAUCCGUGACGUACGGCUUGUUGAAAAAGCUCGGAGGGUACAAGUGUGAGGAGCGGGGCAUUAUCAAGGUAAAGGGAAAGGGCGAGAUGCGCACGUACUGGCUGAAGGGUGAGGAUGAUCAGAAGCGGAUGGAUCGUUUCGGAUCGAACGACGCGAUCACAAAUUUGAGUAAGUCCAUACCCGAUCUCCUGUGCACACCGGACCAAUCGCAAACCAACCUCAGCCGACCGUCGCUACGACGCAUGCUGUCGGAAACGGUUCCCGGUCGUCACGUGUCGGCGCACCAGCAUAGCUCGAGCGAUCAGCAAAUACCAACGGUAAGCAUCCUCCCCCACGACGAGACACACCUGGGCUGCUACAUCUGCCACAAACGCAAGCUGCACAUUGGCAACGCACCGGCAAUGGCCGAUAGUGGCUCGCAGCGUUUGUCCAUCUUCAACGGAAGCUACGGUGUCGAUGAAGCCAUCUGCACCUGCCGGCAGCGGAACUGUCUGCUGGAGUACUACAACGACAACUUGAUGACUGUGCGCACGAUCCGGGAACCGAGGUCAGCACCGCAGAUCACGUUUAUGCAGUGAGCCAUGGUUUAGGUUCGUGCGAAUGGACACUGGUUUCAAACAGACUGAGUGUAUUACCAGGUUUUUCCUAUAACCGUUGUAAAUGUAACAUGUGCCACAGAGCAUACCGUGAUGUUAUUUACCAUUUCGAUACGUAAACAUGUCGGCUUGAUAAGGUUUCAUGAAGUAGGAUAACAGUAAGUAAAGGAAGUGAUGGAAAAACGGGAGUAAAAAAUGGCAUUUUUUAAUUUUUACAAAGGUUGCGAAUGAAGUUCCAGCAACUGUUUCAGAUGUGUAUUAUUGAUGUUUAA
Anopheles coustani is the source of this 4235-nucleotide messenger RNA. RefSeq names its product guanylate cyclase 32E (gene Gyc32E). The record is from RefSeq and is a predicted model, not a curated record. Lineage: Eukaryota; Metazoa; Arthropoda; Insecta; Diptera; Culicidae. Gene Ontology annotation, molecular function: protein kinase activity; peptide receptor activity; ATP binding. The transcript is spliced from 18 exons. Gene Ontology annotation, biological process: cGMP biosynthetic process; intracellular signal transduction; protein phosphorylation. Bases 1 to 3945 code for a protein of 1314 amino acids.